AUGACGUCUUCAUACAGAGCAGAUCUUGUUAAUAAAUAUUCUAAAUAUAUCAAAACAAUUCAUAAUCGAGUUGUUGAAGUUGAAUUUUAUUGGUUUCAAACAAAUCCAUGUCAAAGUUAUCGUUUAAGAAUCAAUGAAAAACAAUUUCUUGAAGCACAAAAACAUAUUCGUUCGAAAAAAUUAAUAAAUAUGAAAUUUGAACCAUUUGUUGAUUUAAUUGCACCUGUAUUUGCUAAUGAUGCAGCUGAAAUUAGUAUAUCUGUAUUACGUUUAACAUUCGAUCGUUUAUUUGAUCAAAAUUCAAAUGGUACAGUUGAACAACAAGAAUUUGAAGCACUUUUAAUAUUACUUCAAGGAUUUAAUACGCAUAAACAAAGUUUAUUUAAUGAAAAUCUUCGUCAAAUAUUUCCCAGUCGAACUAAUCAUGUAUCAUUUAAAGAAUUCCAUGAUUUCGUUAAAUGUGGUUAUCUACGUGAAUUAUUUAUGAGUUAA
Molecule: messenger RNA, 492 nt
Organism: Adineta steineri
Lineage: Eukaryota; Metazoa; Rotifera; Eurotatoria; Adinetida; Adinetidae
Source: the annotation of a GenBank genome assembly